AUGAAAAGUUCACUAUGUUGCGACAGGGAUUCCACUCAAAAAAAUAAGACAUCUGAAAGGCAACCAAAACACAACAUUAGAGACAAAACAAACUUAAGACUAACUGACAGAUGGUUUGCAGAAACAAAUGGCAACGAUUCCGAAGAUAAGAUACUUGAGGCGGGCUUUGGAGUGAGUAAACCAAAGCCGUGGCGCAAAGAUGACGACGAGUCCAUUGAGUUUAAUGAAAAGGCAGAGAUUGUCGUCGAUUUGGAUAAUCCGGUGAAAGCGCCGACGCCUCAAACGAGAAGACGGGCGGACGUGCCCGGCCUGGCCCUCAUCAAUGCACACGGCUGUGGGGUAUCCGACUUUCAAAACCAAAGAAUAGUAAAUGGGAAGGACGCUAAGUUUGGUGCCUAUCCCUGGAUGGUAUCCAUGCUUAAGAAUGGGGAUGCGUGGUGUGGGGCCAGUAUUAUCAAUGACAAGUGGAUAGUGACAGCAGCGCAUUGUUUUAUGAAAGUGGGAUCAGUAGAUAGGAAUUCAGUGCGGUUGGGAAAUGAUAUCCGUGCUGGAUAUUCCACCUGUUUCACCACCAAGUGCUCGCGAAACCUGAUCGCUUUAAUGCGAGUCAACAGACCCAUCAAAAUGAGCAAAACUGUGAAACCUAUUUGUCUGCCCACCCGUGCCUACGAAGAUGCCAAGUCUAGUAGUCUACUAGUGGUCGGGUGGGGGCAGGUUACCUAUGAAAACAAAGACUUGCCCAUAAAUUUACAAGAAGUAGUCCUCAAUAGAGUGAAUCUCAAUGAAUGCGCUGAGAUGUACCAGGCUAAAGGCAAUAAUAUCUACUUUUCCCAGUUGUGCACUUGGAAUAAGGGACAGGAUGCUUGUCAGGGAGAUUCUGGAGGACCAGCUAUUGAAUGGCAAAACAAAAUAGCCUACAUAGUUGGUAUUGUCUCGUACGGAUCUACCUGUGCAGAUGAUAUGCCCGGGAUCUAUAGGACACACUCGCAGACAAUUGUCACCACCGAUAGGAUGAAGCGAGUGAUAGGAACUCCGAUCUAUAUGUACCUCAACCCAGACCAGUGGCUUGUGGAAAGGGAUCGCAUGUCUGCGGCCGUCCAAUACUUCAAAACGUAUGACACGGACCCGGAGUCGGGGCCCUCGAAGAAGACCCAAUUCGUGAUCAGUCAGCCCAAGCCGUGGCGUCGGGACGAUGUGGUGGCCGCCCGGGCUAACAGAGCCGCAGAAAUACCGGCCGACACACAGAACUCGCAGCUCGAGUUCAAACACUAA
Messenger RNA from Oppiella nova, 1272 nucleotides. The record is from the annotation of a GenBank genome assembly. NCBI's taxonomy places the organism in Eukaryota, Metazoa, Arthropoda, Arachnida, Sarcoptiformes, Oppiidae.